AUGGCACUGAAAACAGAGAAGGCGCACACUGGGUUGGACUUCAUUGACCUCCUGCUCAGAAACACUGAUGAAACCAUUGGUUACCAGAGCAACCAAUCGUGGACUAUUACAUUUGAUGAUAGAAGCUCUGCUGAUGACUUCCUGGACUCCCUGCUGGGGAGGAGUGACUCCUCUACGCCGGCAUCCCCACUGUGGUCACCUUGCACGACCGACAGUGGCAUCAAUGAGGACCCCCUGAUGGAUCACUCGGAAUGCCCUCACCCAACCUUUGACGCACCGGCUAUCCCUCAGAAUCCAGGGAAUCAGCUGCCAGCCAGUGAAGAAACUGCUUCCAUUGAUCAAAGUUGGGAGUCCAGCAACCUGCAGGAGCAGUUUGGAAUCGCAUACUACCUCACGACGAACCCAAGCUCUGCUCUGUUGUCCAGUCAGACGCUCACAGUGAAGGACCUGCUGAUGUCGAACCUGGGACAGAAUGCACAACAAGUCCCCCAGCAUCCCCUGCCAGAGCUUCAGCUUGACGAGGACGAGAAGACACUUCUGGCUAAAGAGGGAUUGAACCUGCCCAGCAAACUGCCCCUGUCCAAGAUUGAAGAGAAGGUUUUAAAGAAGAUCCGGCGGAAAAUCCGCAACAAGCGCUCGGCUCAGGAAAGUCGGAAGAAGAAGAGGGAAUAUGUCGAUUGUCUGGAGGGAAGGAUGUCUGCAUGCAGCGCUCACAACCUGGAGCUGCAGAGAAAGAUCCAGCAGUUGGAGGAGACCAACCAUGCUCUGUUGGAGCAGUUAAACCAGGCACAGGCUCUCCUCUCCAGCAGCUCCAGCAAGACAACGCAAAAAGGGACCUGCAUCCUGGUUCUGCUCCUCUCGUUCUCUCUCCUUAUUUCCUCAAAUUUGCAGCCGGACCCCUACAGCCAUCUCAGCCAGACGGACUACACAGAGAGCAAAGUGCCGUCCCGCUCCCUGCAGUCGAUGGAUGAAGUGCAAGACGUCCCUCCGCCUCCACUCCUCACUGUCUCCAAGGGCUUUGAGGCCUUGAGCAGCCUGACCGGGAAGCUCUGGACCUGGGCAGAUUUCCCCAUGGUAGACGUCCAGUCCUCUUACCACCAGGAUCCCAGGCACCGGGACAAUCACUGA
Molecule: messenger RNA, 1128 nt
Organism: Pleuronectes platessa (European plaice)
Lineage: Eukaryota; Metazoa; Chordata; Actinopteri; Pleuronectiformes; Pleuronectidae
Product: cyclic AMP-responsive element-binding protein 3-like protein 3-A
Exons: 10
Coding region: 1-1128 (375 amino acids)
Biological process (GO): regulation of transcription by RNA polymerase II
Cellular component (GO): nucleus
Molecular function (GO): RNA polymerase II cis-regulatory region sequence-specific DNA binding; DNA-binding transcription factor activity, RNA polymerase II-specific
Source: RefSeq, a predicted model, not a curated record